AUGGAGGACCAAUUAGAUCAGUUUGACAAUUUGAAGGAGAAGAUGGAGGAAUUCUCCAAGCAGAUUCAUGUACUUAUGAAUAACAAGAUGAAUUCUGUUUUCCGUACAGUACAAACGUUUAAAGAUGAAAUGAAGGAAUUGAAUCUGGAGCAUCAGAUUCUUAUUGGUAGAUUGGAUAAAUUACAGAAGGAGCAAGAAGGGUUGGAGAUUGAAAUUCAAACAUUCAAGAACGAUACGGACGAGGCACGUACCAAGUUUGAAAGUUAUCAGAUUAGAAAGAGACAAUUGGAAAUGCAACAUACUGCUCUGCUUACGGAAUCCAGCGAGUUGGAUGGGAUGUUGCAAGAGAAGGAGAAAAAAAUCAGUCAAUAUAAGGAAAAAUUGCAAAGUCAACGUCAAAGAGACCAACCAGAGGUGAAAUUAUACGAGAAAUUACUUGGAAUGCAGAUUGAUGCGUCACAAGUAGGGACUCUGUUCUUCAAGUUCGAGCAUUUUGACGAUAAGGACAUGGCUCGGUCAUGUAAUUUCACGCUUGACGUCUCAGGAGAACGGUUCCAAGUGUUGGACAGCUCCCCCGUCUUGGACAAGAGCUCAGAGACGACACCAUUGGAAGAUAUAUUGAACCAGGGAGGAAACUUGCCCUUGUUCUUGGUGUCUAUGAGAGAUAAGUUGAUCUCCCGUGCUCGAUGA
Molecule: messenger RNA, 690 nt
Organism: Naumovozyma castellii
Lineage: Eukaryota; Fungi; Ascomycota; Saccharomycetes; Saccharomycetales; Saccharomycetaceae
Gene: SPC25
Product: kinetochore-associated Ndc80 complex subunit SPC25
Exons: 1
Coding region: 1-690 (229 amino acids)
Source: RefSeq, a predicted model, not a curated record